Salvia miltiorrhiza (redroot sage) is the source of this 2727-nucleotide messenger RNA. Its product is annotated as putative late blight resistance protein homolog R1B-16. Gene Ontology annotation, molecular function: ADP binding. Lineage: Eukaryota; Viridiplantae; Streptophyta; Magnoliopsida; Lamiales; Lamiaceae. The record is from RefSeq and is a predicted model, not a curated record. The coding region runs from base 377 to 2509 and encodes 710 amino acids. Gene Ontology annotation, biological process: defense response to other organism. The transcript has 2 exons.
GCAACGGGUUUCACCGGAGUUUUUAUACUUGAGCAUUAAAGUAUUGAAUGAAGCAAAUUAUUAUUCCCUCCAUUCCAUUGGAAAGAAAUUGCUCAAAUUUCGUACUACUACUUGGAACAGGUCAAUGACUUGAGACUUUAGUCGACCCAGUUGAUCUCUGACCCACACUUCUUUCUUCUUCCCAUAGAAGAGUUUAUGAACUGUAUUCGAUUUGGGCACUUUUCUGCUCGAUGAUUUUCCAGCAAAUUCAACAGUUUGCUAGACAAUCCAGCUGAAAAUAGUUCUCUUUCAUAUUUAUUUACGAAAUAUUUGGGUCAAAAUUUGAAGAUCCAUCGAGUCAACUGUUGAGGUCGAUCAAGUCAACUGAUACAGAGACAUGCGAUCCGGUGCUAAUCCGCCGUCAAGGCUUGCACCGCCGGCCAAAAUCGACGCGAUUGGUCUAGAGCCUGAUGUUAAAGCGAUAACGGAGCGCCUGUUUACAGAUUCAAAGGAACUCCACUUCAUUCCGAUCGUCGGCACCGGCGGAAUCGGUAAAACCACUUUGGCUCAAACUAUUUAUCACGAUCCAUUAAUCGUAGGUAAAUUCGAUAUUCGUGCUUGGGUCACAGUGUCUCAGGAUUAUAGUUUUGGCGAUAUUUUUAAGAAUUUGCUUAUUUCCAUGAAAGAAUUUGUGAGAGAGGAAACAUCCGGACUAAGCAAUCAUGAAAUGGCUGAGAAAGUGUAUCAAACCUUGAUAGGUAGGAGAUAUUUGAUUGUGAUAGAUGAUAUGUGGAGCGAAAAAACUUGGGAUGAAGUGAGGAAUUAUUUUCCCGAUAGAGGUGACGGAAGUCGCAUCAUUUUGACUACGAGGCUAGAGGAUGUGGCUGCUCGUGCUGAUUCUUCGAAGAAAUUUCAUGAGAUGAAGUUUUUGGGGGAUGAUGAUAGUUGGGAUUUGCUUAAGAAGGAGGUGUUCAAAGGGAGAAGCUAUCCUCCCACAUUGGAAAAGAUAGGAAGGAAGAUUGCGAAGAGCUGUGGAGGAUUGCCUCUUGCGAUUGUUGUGAUUGCAGGGCUUUUGUCCGAGGUCAGUCGAACUGAAGCCGACUGGGAGCAGAUUGCAAACAACAUAAAUCUAGCCAUCACUGCAGAGGAAGAGAAGUAUGCUGCAAUACUAUCUUUGAGUUAUACCAAUUUGCCUCAUCAUUUGAGGCAUUGUUUCUUGUACAUGGGAGCUUUUCCGGAGGAUUACGAGAUUCCUGUCUCAAAUUUGGUGAAAUUGUGGGUAGCUGAGGGCUUUGUGCAAUCAACAUUGACCAAAUCCCCUGAAGAAGUAGCAGAGGGGUUUUUGAUGGAUCUCAUAAAGAGGAAUCUUGUUCUGGUCAAGAAGAGGAAGUCCAAUGGCGGAAUCAAGAGCUGUGGCGUUCAUGAUCUGCUGCGCGACUUGUGCUUGGUGAGAUCCUUGGAAGAGAACUUUCUUCUGUAUUUCAUGGGUAAGUUUGUUCUUCCUGAGAUUUUCGAAGAUCAACUCCGUAUUAGUGUAUCUUAUUCUGAUAAUCUGCUAGAGAUAGAUGGCUCAACCAUCCAAACUAUCAUAUGCUACCAAAGAAGUAAAAUAGGCUCAUUGGAGAAAUUUAGAUUGCUUAGCAUAUUGGAUAUGGUGAAAGCUGAUCUCCCAAAUCAUGUGUUUGAGCUGCUCCAUUUAAAGCAUGUUGCCUUGAGCUCGCCUACCGUGAUUCCUUCAUCAAUAUCAAGCCUUCGAAAUCUUGAAACCUUGAUUGUUUAUCCAACAAAGCCAUGUAUGGUGACUUUGCCGGAUGAAAUAUGGAAGAUGUCGCGUUUAAGACAUCUCAUCUCCUCCUCAUUUCAUCCCUUACCCCGUCUAGAUGGAGAAACUCCUCCUUUAGAAAACUUGCAUACGCUUUCACUUGUAACAAACUUCGUAUGCAGUGAAAGGAUGGUGGAAAUGAUUCCAAAUGUUAAGAAGUUGGGAAUAUGCUACAUAGAAGGGAAGCUUGACGAUGAAUAUCAUCUAGAAAAUCUUCAACGUUUAGAUAAACUUGAGAAAUUAAAAAUGGAGAUAUGUAGUGAUUUCUCUCUGAGGCCAAGUUUGAAUCCUGUUUUCCCUGAGGCGUUGAAGAAGUUAACCUUGAGCGGUUGGCAUCAUCCUUGGGAAGAUUUGAGUAUUGUUGGUUCAUUGCCUAAUCUUCAAGUGCUCAAAUUGAGAAACUAUGCUUGUGACGGAAGCAUUUGGAAAACAAGUGAGGGAGAAUUUGAAGAGCUGGAAUUUCUUCUGAUUGAUGAAUGCAAUCUUGAAGAAUGGUUGAUGGACAGCAGCCACUUUCCAAAGCUCAAGAGUCUAGUACUUCAACGGUGUCCUUCUCUUGCAGAGAUUCCAGAUGAUUUUGGAUACAUUCCGACACUUGAACUGAUUGAGGUUGAUGGGCGGAACAAAUCUCUCGUGGAGUCGGCCAAAAGGAUACAAAAUGAACAAGAAACGGAGUAUGAAAAUUACAGCAUUCAAGUUCGUUAUUGAUGUUCUCUUUCAACUCAUCAGUUUGCAGGCGUUAAGGGCAUCCACAUUGGGGCGCGGACACCGGCCCGGGCUGGCGCUUGUACCGUACAACCAGGUUGCACUGUUUAUAGUGUACAAGAAAUAGAAAACUAAAUGUAGCUUCACUAUUUAUAGUGUACUACACAUUGUACAGAAUCUUUCAUUUUUCAGGGUGGGAUUCAAUGUAAUAACAACUAAAU